AUGGCCGGACACCUGGCUCCUGAAUAUUUCUCGCCACCCCCCGGCGGUGGCGGGGCCGGGGGUUCAGAACCGACGUGGAACUGGCCGGGCUUUCAAGGCCCACCUGGUGGGGCUGGAACAGGGCCGGGGCCCGACGGGUGGGGGAUGGCCCCGUACCACCCCAUGUAUGAUAUUUGGGGAGGGGGUGUCUACUGUGAGCCUCAGCCCAAUGUGGGAGUGAUGGCUCAACCUGCUCAAGAGAUCGCAGUCCCCGACGGCGAUACAGGACCCGGGGUAGAGAGCCCUUCCGAGGGCAGCUCCCCAGAACCCCGAGCCACUCCGCGAGUCACCAAGAUUGAGCCGGCGGAGAGCGGAGACGAGCAGCCACAAGAGAACCCUUCCCCGGAGGAGCUGGAGCAAUUUGCCAAGGAACUAAAGCGGAAGAGGAUCACUCUGGGUUAUACCCAGGCUGAUGUGGGCAUCACCUUGGGUGCUCUCUUUGGCAAGGUUUUUAGCCAGACCACCAUCUGUCGAUUUGAGGCACUACAACUCAGCUUCAAGAACAUGUGCAAGCUAAGACCUCUACUCCAGAAAUGGCUGGAAGCAGCUGAUGACAAUGACCACCUUCAGGAGACGAUGGAGCACCACAAACUAAACAUUGUAUUCUGGACUUGGUCUGAGUAG
This is a messenger RNA of Monodelphis domestica (gray short-tailed opossum), 663 nucleotides long. Its product is annotated as POU domain, class 5, transcription factor 1-like. Gene Ontology annotation, biological process: regulation of transcription by RNA polymerase II. Gene Ontology annotation, molecular function: DNA-binding transcription factor activity, RNA polymerase II-specific; RNA polymerase II cis-regulatory region sequence-specific DNA binding. The record is from RefSeq and is a predicted model, not a curated record. Lineage: Eukaryota; Metazoa; Chordata; Mammalia; Didelphimorphia; Didelphidae.